Melitaea cinxia (Glanville fritillary) is the source of this 753-nucleotide messenger RNA. RefSeq names its product coiled-coil domain-containing protein 86. The record is from RefSeq and is a predicted model, not a curated record. Bases 191 to 688 code for a protein of 165 amino acids. NCBI's taxonomy places the organism in Eukaryota, Metazoa, Arthropoda, Insecta, Lepidoptera, Nymphalidae. The transcript has 2 exons. Gene Ontology annotation, cellular component: nucleolus.
AGAGCUAAUCGGCCUCCACAGAAAACGUCAAAGUAUAGAAGUGAAAAGACCAUGGAAAAGACAUGGAAAAGACCCUGAUGACAUUGAUGAAUAUAAACAACACGUGGAAUUGAAUUGAAGUAGGAGACUAAGUUACAAUUAACUACCAAAAAAAUAUUACUGUAAAUGUGAAGUUAUUCUAAUAUCUAACAUGUCUGUGGAUAGUGAUUCAAAAGUUCUUUCAAUACUAGAAAAUAUCAAGAAUAAAGCAGUUCAAAUUUCAGAUGAAAAAAGUGUCAGUGCUAAAAAUGAUCAAGAAACUAACACAACUUUAAUAACUAAAAAAGGAGAUAAGAAUUCGAAUGAAGUAAGAGGCAAACCUAAGUCUGGAAGAUUUUGGAAGUCAAAAAAAGAAAGAUUUUUGUCUAUUGUUAAAACAAAAGGAAUUAAGCCUGACUUUCAGAAGAAAACAGCCUUACGACUAGAACUUAAGAGAACAAAAGAGCUAUCCAAACAGAUCAUAGAGCAAAUCAAAGAAAAACAACAGGUUAGGAAGGAGAGAAGGCGCGAGAACAUAAAACGAGCAGAAGAGAAUAAAAGGAAAUCUGAAAUUGUACAAGUAAUAACCAAUACUGCCAAACUUAAGAGAAUGAAGAAGAAACAGUUGAGGUUUAUUGAGAAAAGGGAUACUAAUACUAGUAAUAAAUAAUUAUUUUGUUUAUUAUCUUACUUUCGUUAAAUAAUUCUUAAUAAUCAAAAUGAUUUCUUCCUGAA